This is a messenger RNA of Penicillium brasilianum, 1914 nucleotides long. NCBI's taxonomy places the organism in Eukaryota, Fungi, Ascomycota, Eurotiomycetes, Eurotiales, Aspergillaceae. The record is from the annotation of a GenBank genome assembly.
AUGUCCAAGCGUCUAACUCCUUCCACCAUUGAUGGUGGAAUUAUCCUUACUACUCCGGCUCUAGAAAAUCCAGCUACAUCUGAUCAUGUUUUCCAACGCAUCUUGCAAUGGCAUCUUCCACAAGAUGUGAUCUGGAAAAUUGCCCCAGAGCUUCGCUUGUUUGGAUUGGACGCAAUUUCAGCGAACAUCAACUCUCUGAUUGCAAAUGCGGAAAGCCAACAACCUUACGUUAAAGCCCACAAUGUGUGGGGAGCCCGAUAUGAAUCGAACGGGCUAGUGACCAGCACAGGCUGGAAGGAACUGGGUAAAUGGGGAAUCAAGAACGGCGUCGUCGGACUUGGAUACGAAGACGAAUUCGGCCCAUAUCGUCGCACUGUGCAGCAUGCAUUUAAUUACUUGUUCUCGGCUUCUUCCGCUGCCUUUUCCUGCCCAGUCUCCAUGACCUCAGGAGCGGCGCGUUUAGUGAGACAUCAAAUAUCUGAUCUGCCCAAAGACCACCCGCUCCACGAGCUUUACGCAAAGCUCAUUGCCCGAGAGAAUAAUUGGAUCUCGGCUCAGUGGAUGACAGAGCGUCCCGGUGGUAGCGAUGUCAGAAAUAGCGAGACGAUUGCUACAUACUCCCCACUGGCAUCAAAGACGGGUAGGUUCGGUAACAUGGAAGAGGGUGAUUACCUUCUUUCUGGAUUCAAGUUCUUUUGCAGUGCCACCGAUUGCGAUGUCGUCCUAUUGCUGGCCAAAACUGAAUCUGGAGAGCUAUCUCUUUUCGUUGCCCCAACCACAAAAACGGUGACGGGCGCCUCGGGGAAGACCAAGAAGGUCUCUAACGGCAUUCGCAUCCAUCGCCUCAAAAAUAAGAUGGGGACAAAAGAACUGCCAACCGCAGAAGUGGAGCUUCGAGAGGUGCGGGCGCAUCUGAUCGGUCCCAAGGACCGUGGAAUUGCGACGAUUGCUCUUCUCUUGAACACGACCCGCACCCACAACUUCAUUACUGCGCUCUCUUGUCUGCGUCGUGCUAUCGAUAUUGCAAAGGCUUUUGCGAGGGCUCGCACUACCAUCGAUCAGCCUCUGUGGACUUUCCCGAUGCAUCUGAAUAUGCUUUCGCAACUCGAAGUUAAGCAUCGGGGCUGGAUGCAGCUGGCAUUUUUCACUUCUUCACUACUGAGCUACGUGGACAACGGGUUUCCGGUUGGUAUACCAGACGUCUAUUCGGUAUUGGCAGGCUCUCCCAGUACUGCAACGGUUGUACUGCGAGCGUUUACGUCUACUUCCAAGGCUGUGAUCUGUAAAUCUGCAACAUUGGCGUUCCAAGAAUGUCAAGAAGCGAUGGGCGGGGUUGGUUAUAUUGAUGAGCCUGAUGAACCUGAAUUCAACGUGAGUCGCCUGUGGCGUGACACCGCAAGCAACAGUGUAUGGGAGGGUACUACGAAUGUUUUGGCCAGUGAGACGGUGCGACAUUUAACCAAAGGCCAGAAUCUGGAUCUGUUCCACAAUUGGAUCUCUAACGCUAUCAGCCAAAUCAGAGAUUUGGCUUUCAAGACGACCCUUCAAGAUAUCUGGUUGGCUCUCAAGUCCAAACUUGAAGCUGGUCGAGAUGAGAAGGGCCUGGGCGGGGUUCUGGGAGUCGGUCGCCAGAUCAUAUUCACCCUGUCGUGGCUUGUAAGCGGCAUGCUGCUCUGUUUAGAUGCUCAACGAGACAACGACAGCGUUGCCAGAGAGGUGGCUCGGAGAUGGGUCUUGGAUGGUCAGGGUGUGCCUGGAGAGUUCGCAUUCAACGAUCUCAUCUACCAGCGGUCUGUCUUGGCUCAGGAUAGAAAGCCGACAAACCGGGAACGUACAGAGUGGGAUUGUCGAAUUGUUUGGGGAGUUGAUCUUCCGUCUAAUGCGUCGCCGGGAUAUCGGAUGGCUAAGAUUUAG